Molecule: messenger RNA, 1717 nt
Organism: Dermatophagoides farinae (American house dust mite)
Lineage: Eukaryota; Metazoa; Arthropoda; Arachnida; Sarcoptiformes; Pyroglyphidae
Product: palmitoyltransferase ZDHHC9
Biological process (GO): protein targeting to membrane; peptidyl-L-cysteine S-palmitoylation
Cellular component (GO): endoplasmic reticulum; Golgi apparatus
Molecular function (GO): protein-cysteine S-palmitoyltransferase activity
Source: RefSeq, a predicted model, not a curated record
ACAACAACAACAUGGUAAUCGACAUAAAGAUGAACAAAAAUGUAACAAAAACAAUUGUUAUUGUUAUGAUGGCUGUAAACAACCACCACUACCGCCACAGCAACAGCAACAAUCAUCAUCUUCAUCUUCUUCAUCUUGGCGAAAAAAAUGUCGAAAAAAUUUUUAUUUUUAUCUUACAAUCAUUAUAAUGAUAAUAAUAAAUACAUUAUACAUUCGAUUCGUUGCAUUAGAAUUGAUCAAAUCCAUUGGCAUUGGUGUAUUGAUUAUAUCGCAGAUUUUAUUUGCACAAAUUCUGUCAUAUUUAACGGCAACAGCAUGUACAGAUCCUGGCAUUAUACCACGUGCACAAGGUUAUGAAGCAAUAUCCGUACAAAAAGAGAUACGUAAAUUAUUAUUAUCAUCAUCAACAACGGCUAAAUCGAAUUCAAAAAAAUCGAUAAAAAAACAAAAUUCACCACGUAGUUUUUCUCAUUCACCAUAUGGAAAAUUAUCAACAAUAUGGAAUGUGAAUAAAAAUCGUUUCAAAAUGAUUACCAAACCAUUGAUUAUAAAUGAACAAUUUUUUCGACAAAAAUAUUGUUAUACAUGCCAUUUUUUUCGUCCACCACGUUCAUCACAUUGUUCCGUAUGUAAUCAAUGUAUUGAACGUUUUGAUCAUCAUUGUCCUUGGGUUGGUAAUUGUGUUGGUAAACGAAAUUAUCGGUCAUUUUAUUUUUUUCUAUUAUCACUUUCGGCAUACGGUAUAUUUACAAGUGCCAAUGAAAUUGCUUUCAUUUUUAUUGAACACCAAAAAAUUCCUUCAUUUCUUGUCAUAUUUCGACUAUCACCAGUUGUAUUGGCAUUAUUAUCGAUCAAUAUAAUGAUUAUAUGGUCAAUUUUAGGCUUGUUAGGCUUUCAUACAUAUCUGUUGGUGACCAAUAUGACCACCAAUGAAGAUAUCAAACAAACAUUUGUUGGACGUCAACAAAUAGAACAAACAAAAUCAUAUGACAUUGAAUCAGGUUCAGGUGAAUCGAUUGAAAAUCCUUUUAGCGAUGGUUCAGCAUAUGGUAAUUGUACAAGAACAUUAUGUUCAUCUCGUUCGACGACAUAUAUUAUUUGAAAUGAAUAACAAAACAAAACCACCACCAGCAACCACAAGCAACAACAAGAAACAUUUGAUUGAAUUAUAAAAAUGAAAUUUUUUUUAUUUUUUUUUACAAAAUGAUAUUUAUAUACACAAGUAAUGAUUCAAAGAGAUGACUAAAAUAAUCUGACAAAAUAAAAUAACGAUGACGAUGAUGAUGAUUUGACAUUGAAUUUGUUUGUCUUGUUUGUUUUCGUUCUUGAGUGUGCACAAUGUUGUUCAUAUAUAUAAAUAAAAUAUAAUAAGAAAAAGUUUACAUUUGUACAAAAUCGACCUGUUGUUGUUGUUGUUGUUGUCGAGGUUUAGAUUUUUUUUUUUAGCAGCCAAAAUACAACAUUGAGAUAUUUGUUUCUUGUUCCGUUUGGUUUGUUGUUUUGACCAGUGAAACGUGAAACCAUGAUGAUGCGAAAAAAAUGGACAAUGAAAUAAAAAAAAAAGCCAAAGAAUGAAAUGAAAGGAUUCGAAAGAAGAAGAAGAAAAAAUCCCUAUAACAACAACAGGUAUAAUGGUAAAUUGUUCAUCACAGAUUUUUUUCGAAAAAAAAAAAAAGAAAAGAAACAUUUUCAAUGGAAAAAAGUCUCUAUUCAUCAU